AUGACCAUUCUCAUCCCCACCUUCUCGCACUUCGUCCUCGCCUGCACCUACUGUGAUUCCCGCAACAUCGCGCAGCUCUCCCACAGCGGCAUCGCCGCCAUCUCCUCCAUCUGCCUCUCAAAUCUCAUCAACAAGUACGGUCUCCGAAGGUUUUUGAUCUUCGAUAAGCUUCGCGAUGAGAGCGAGAUCGUCAGAAAGAGCUACACCAAGCAAUUUAAUAGUACGGGUACGAGCAGAAAGGAUGGGGAUUUGAGAGACGUGUUUGAUGGGAAAAAAGAUGGGCGGAUCACGGUGGAGGAAUUGUGGUUGGUUUUGUCCUCCUUGGGAUUCAGUGAGGGGAGCAAGAUUAAGGACUGCAAGGAGAUGAUCAGAAUGGUGGAUGUUGAUGGAGAUGGGAUGAUUGAUUUUGAGGAGUUUGAGAAGAUGAUGACACAGGGCCUUGGAAGGCUUAUUCAGUUUCUUGAUGGAGUUUUUGCAGAUUUAAAUUCUUGUUUUACUCCAAUUAAAACUGCUGCUACUACUGAUUUUCCAUCAAUAGUAUAUCUCUAA
Salvia hispanica is the source of this 549-nucleotide messenger RNA. RefSeq names its product putative calcium-binding protein CML30. Lineage: Eukaryota; Viridiplantae; Streptophyta; Magnoliopsida; Lamiales; Lamiaceae. The record is from RefSeq and is a predicted model, not a curated record. Gene Ontology annotation, molecular function: calcium ion binding.